AUUGACAAUCCUUUUUGAGUAUGGCGUUUCUCCGCUUGUUUAAGCUUCGGUAAAUCUCUUACAGGCAAAGACGAAGCUAAUACUUUGUUAACAAAUAUGACAGUGAAGGCUUAGUGGGCUUAGAAUUGUCGUCCAUGAAAUUAUAUGAGCCAGCAUCAUCGCGGAUUCUAAACAUGGCUUCUAGUAAAGAAGAGUACAAUUAUAAGCAAUUUCGCGAUGAAAUAAUGGCUUGAAUUUCACCAUGAGUAAAUCGGAAAGGUGGUCGAGUGCUUCGUCGGACAGCGACGUGUCUUUUGUGCUGUUUGGAGGCGAGCACCGAGGUGAACUUCAAGGAUCCAACGCUAUACACGAAAUACUUAAAGAGCGAAUCGCGUUUUUAUCAGGUGGCAAGGAUAAGCGUGGAGGGCCUAUAAUUACAAUUCCAAGUCGUGGAACGAACGCAGAGGUUAAAACCGAGGAUUUUAAAAGGUUGUUGGUCUACUUGGCUGGCCUUCCUAGUGACCAUGCAAAAGAUCAAGGUUUUAGUAUUGUUCUUGACAUGCGUGGUAGCACAUGGUUGUCUAUCAAACCCGUGCUAAAGUCAUUACAGGAGUGUUUUCCAUCGAAGAUUCAUUCCGUUUAUAUCAUAACCCGAAGGUUUUUGGGAGAGACACAAGGCUUCAUCUGGAAGUGGCAAGUUCAAUUUUGAGGUGACAUUUAGCUCAACGGAAGGGCUUUGCAAAUACAUCGAGCCCAGUAACCUAACUUCGGGAUUUGGAGGGACACUUGUGUACGA
Messenger RNA from Dendronephthya gigantea, 775 nucleotides. RefSeq names its product kalirin-like. The record is from RefSeq and is a predicted model, not a curated record. Gene Ontology annotation, cellular component: cytoplasm. Gene Ontology annotation, molecular function: guanyl-nucleotide exchange factor activity. Bases 242 to 688 code for a protein of 148 amino acids. NCBI's taxonomy places the organism in Eukaryota, Metazoa, Cnidaria, Anthozoa, Malacalcyonacea, Nephtheidae. The transcript is spliced from 7 exons.